UUUUAUUGAUAAUCAAUGGUACAAAUUUUGAUAACGAAGAAUCGUAAAGUUUACAACUGAAUUGCACGCGUGAGAUAUCGUGAACAAUUUACGCGAACGCGCGAGGAGUACACAAUUCGAUUUUGCAAUCUUACGAACAUCACGAUUUGCUCCGUUCGCCGGUGCGUUAAUUAAAUACAGCCGCGAAAUCGCAAAGAAAGAGAAGAGAGAGAGAGAGAUUCGCAUGUGCACAGAUCCUUAAAGAAGCGAGUACGAGCUCCUUUGAGCGUGCAAGCGUCACGCAAAGGAGCGAGUAGGAGAAGAUGAAGAGAAGAAGCGGAGCAAGCGGAGGAAACAGAAGAUCAUAAUACCGGCUGUGCUGUAUAAGACAAUGAUACAGUUACACGAUCCUCUCAGUUGUGAGCCAAUCGUAAGAGGCACGACACAAGGGACUCGUACGCGAUAAGUAUAAUGAACCGCAGCAAGAACGACACGCUAGUUACGCUCGGCCCAUUAAUUAAAGGAACUCGUUAAUAUUGGCGGAAGAAAUCAGAAGAUAGAUUGUUCGUGCGCAUCGACGCGGUCUUCACUUCGUCUCGAGAUGUCGAUCAAGCCAGUGAUCCAGUGAACACGAAUCAUAGUGAUCUAUAAAUUUAUCUUUGUAAAAAGAUACAAAAUUUUUUUUACAACGAGAAUUAUUUUUGCAAUUGCAUAGCGUGUGUACGUCAACGAUUUUUCUUGAAAUACGACUCGUAAUGUCGUUGGGAAGGUUUUGUUGACAAUUACCUUCGUAAUCGCGGCGAUCGCUCAUCACAUAUGCGCAUCUCCCGUCGAAUGGACACUUUCAGGGACGUCUCGUGUGAAUGAACCGUGAUUCAUAGAUCGCAGACAGAAUAGAACACCAGAUAACGGCUAGAAAGCAAUAACUAAAGUUUACAUGUGACUUCUGCUAAUGAGGAUUGGAAGAGUAAAUCAGGAUUAAUUGAAACGUAAAUACUCUUCCUGUUACGCGACUCUGUUAUAAUAACGUAGAAUGAGAGUUAUUUCUACGAAAAAAAAAAGAUAGUUAUAUACGCUAUGUGAAAGUGAAGUAAAGUAUCCUUAAAACAUGAAGAAUUUGUUAACAAUGGGUCAUCAGGAGGGAUUUCUUGUUUUUCUCAUUUAUCUCCUGCGAUUCUGUCAAGUAUCGCAUUCGAUUGGUCUCAUGAUUGAUAAUCAACUUGUAAUCAUCGCGAAUGAUUGCUACACGAGAAUAGCUAUCGGAUCGAAAUUGCCGGACAUGGAUAUCUUCUCCAACGUCGCGGUCGGUAGCAUUUCGGAAUGCGAGGAUGAGUGCUCGAAAAGGAGAAAUUCCUGUAACGCGUUCGCUUUCGGGAUUGGCAUGAAAGGUAACGGAACAUGUGCUCUGAGUGUAAAAAUGCCGAAGCCAGAAGAUCUACAAAGUCAUGCUGAUUAUGAUGUCUACGUGAGAAGUCAACGUUCUCCACAUUGCGAACCAGAUCGACUUUACAAGAUGGGAAGCGGUAGUAUCGGACAAGAUAGAAGAAAUGAGACGAUGCCAACUACGACAUUCGGAAGCGGCUUUUUGGGCUCAACAAUGCCAAAUAUCUUGUCAUCUCCAAGAACUAUGGGAAAUAUGAUGCCUAACGUUAAUGAUCCUUCAUAUCAACGAGGAUAUACGCCUUCCUUCGACGAUGAGCGUCGAAUCACUGAUAUCGUUAGAAACAGAAAUCCGAUAUCACCUACCAGCAACCCUUUUAUAACUAAUAACGCAAAAGUCGACUAUAAUGAUUUAUCAAUAUAUUCAAACCGAAAAUCGGCUUUCGGUCAACGAACGCACUCGGAUCCAAAGUACAAUCGUCCUGAUUUUCAUGGAUCUUUUCAAAAUCCUUUCAAUGAUGUUAAUCACCUGAAUUUUGGAUCAGACCUAGAUAAUGAUCUUCAUUCAUAUAAGUCCCUCUCCGUUCAUAACGGACCUUUCGAAGUGUUUUCGAGACCUAUCUUUAUCUACGAUGGAGCCUCUAAAGAUAGAUCACCAGCGAAUUUCGGAUUUUCGAACGCUCACGAUACAACAAAACACCGCGUUACAAAUCAUUUUGAUCAGCAUCGGCAUCAAGAAUUUCACAAUAACGUGUAUAAAAAUCCAGGGAUUAUCAUAAAAUCAAAACAAAACGAAUUAGAUGCUGGAAAUUAUGAUUUCCGCAAAGUCUCUUCUCGUCCAACUAUCAGCAAUCUUUACGGUUUCGACAAUGAAGCAAGAAUCCCGAACAAAGGAUUCAAGGAUACUUCUGAAUUCUGGAAUCCAGAACUGAUGACGAUGUUUCGCGACUUCGGUACGAAGAUCACCGAAAAAUCAAAAUCGUGCUACAGAAGACUGCUAUCCGGCAAGAAAAGCUUGGAUCUACACGUUAGACGUGCCAUUGAAUGUGAAAGACUCGAGGACUGCCAUCGCGCUUGCGACUAUGAGAAGCGAUUCACUUGCGAGGGCUUCAACUAUCGACGCAUUGGACAUGGAACGAGAGGAAUAUGCGAGAUGACAUCGGUGCCUUAUUCUCGUAUGAAUUUUCAUCAGGACUUCAUAUCGGAUCCACAAUGCAAUUAUUAUGAGAAAGAUCCCAAUUGCGUGAUAAACACGCCUGAGACGCGACCAUCCUGGUGGAAUCAACCAUCCAGACCUGGUCAAUCUUAUGGCCCACCUUAUUAUCCUAAUGAAAGGCCAAGACCAUAUGCUCCGGAUCGACGACCUUUAAAUGAAGUGCCACGACCUCUGGAUUACGAUCGACGACCCUUGCAGGAAAUUCCACGACCGUUCGAUUACGAUCGGCGUCCUUCAAACGAGAUUCCGCGGCCUUUGGAUCACAGACUUGCGGAACACGAUCGGCAACCACCCAUUGUUUACGGGUAUCCUCAUCACAGACUGCAUGAUGAUACGUUUAGUCGAAGGAAUUAUCCCGAUUCAAUAAGGGGUGGAUAUCCAGCAACGAGACCGGAAGAUCGAUUUAUUUAUAGUGUUCGAUUUCCAUCCAGACGACCAACCGACGAUGACUUUUAUAACAGGAAUCCAUGGACACGAUAUCCGAGUAGAAGAAUCGAUCACGACAUAGGCACGAACGAAAUCGGCUCGUAUUUGCCAGACUAUCGAAAGGAUCCAACUCGUGACUGGAGUUCUUACGGCUCCGUUUACGGUGGCUCUUAUGGCUACGACACGAAUUACGUGGGAAAUUUUGAUAUACCGAAAUAUCAUCCAAAAUCUCAGCCUAAACCCUACAAUAACGAUCAAUUUUACGGCGAGUUUUAUAAUUACGGCGGCGCAUUCGGAUAUGGUGACAAUUAUAUACCGGCCAACCAGGAUUCGCUUUACGGCGGAACCACAAGUACCGAGGAAUGCUCCGUCCGAGCUGGUGCAGGAUUCAGGCUCAGUAGAGGAGUCGUACGAAAAACGUAUCUGACGUCAAAUCUGGAUCAGUGCGAGAAUCUGUGCAUUAGCGAGAAGAGCUACGUCUGCAUGAGUUUUAGCUACAGAUACAAUGUAUUACCCACGGACCCAACGGACAAUUGUCUUCUCAGCGAUGUUUCAUACAAGGAUCUGAAUUUUUACAUUGAUCUCGAGCCUGAUCGUGAUUACGAUAUUUACGCCAUAAUCGUCAAUUCAAGAACAUGCAGCGCGAGAAGAGAACCAAGCUCGCAUCCUCCAGAUGAAUGUUUUUGGAGAGUCAGAAGUGGAUUUGGAAUGCCCACGGACGUCGUUAGAAAAUCGCUAAUAGUCAACGAUCUAGGAGAGUGUCAGGCAGAAUGUAUGACAAUGCACGAUUUUAUGUGUAGAAGUUUCACGUUCAAAUAUGGAUUGGAACAUGGACGAUCGGAUAUUCUAACUAACUGUUACCUAAGUGAUUGGCCAUCGCAAGAUAUCAACCCUACCCACAUGCCGGAUAUGGACGGAGCAGAAGUAUAUGAAAGAGGCAGUUUCGGGAGAGGAUGCGAACCUUAUGCUGUACCGUUUUUCAAUAUGGAACGGUUCAAUGGCAAACAAAUGCAAGGAGACGAAGUAUGCUAUUCUGGAUAUGACAAACCGUGCAAAUUGACACCUUAUGCUGUUCUUUUGGCAACAUAUGUGAAUUCGGAACAAGAUUGUCGACAAAAGUGCUCAAAAAUGAGAGAAACUGAUUCCGUUCCUUGCUUGUCUUACAGUUACAAGCUCACUACGCAUGGCACAGAAGAAAACUGUUUGCUCAGUGAUGUACCUAUAAGAGACUUGCGACCGGGUCUAGACUAUACCUACGACAAUGAUCAUGUUCUUUACACAUGGAAAGAUCUCGAUCCUUAUUGUGUGGUCAGCAGUUAUUCGCCGAAUGAUGCUCACGGGCUUGGUGGACCAAAUCCGCCGAAACCAGUGCUUUCAGAUCAUUCGCGACCUGAUUUUAAUCUCGGAAAAUAUCCAAGUCUAAGACCCGAUGAUAUUUAUAUCGAUCCAAGACCUUUCUUUACAAAACCGGGCAGUCAUGGUGUGAGACCGUUCGAUCCUGAUAAGCCUGAUCCUGUCAGACCGUAUCCUUCUGGUAGUUAUGGAUACGAUGGUAACAAAUUCGGAUACGGAAUUUAUCUCGGUGGAUUCGGAUCUCUUUACCCGGAUGAAUCCUCGACCUUCCGUUAUUACACGGUAAACGGUUAUCCGUGUAAAAGAGGUACAAAAUGCGAAAAAAAUAAACUCGCUGGAUUUUGGGCCUGCGAGACUGAAGGAGGCGGAUUUGACAGCUGGGACUAUUGUUGUGCACCAACUCAUCAUUGCGGCUUUUCGCAAGGAUAUCAUUAUCCAUGGUGCUACGUGGGAUUAUCAGAGGAUCAAUGGCGACCUUGUAGCGAAAAGUACUAUCCCUAUCUACCAAGCCCACGACCGUUCCGACCGAUGAUCGGUAGCGAAGAUCGCUACGAUCGUCCCAAUCGUCCGUAUGAUCCUAAUUACUACGGCAGACACUGGCCGAUCACGUACCUGCACCGAGAACCACCACCAAAUUGCACAGACUCGCUCGCGUCCGCCGACAACAGUGGAAAUCGUCGUUUGAACGAAACAAUCUCGACCACGAUCGAAACGCCGAAGAGUACUACCGCGAGAGUUAUAAAGAAUGAUGAAAAUAAUACUAUGACCACAAUUAGAACGCGCCGGCGACGAUUACGAGUGCGCACGGCUAACGAUAUGCGGAAUGAUCGUAACGCGAUUUUCUCGCAGAAAAUCAGUUCCCGAAUCAUUACGAAUGAUGCAACGCGGACUCGUGAAAAUCAGACGAGCUGGGAUCGCGCCGGAAAAAUCGAGCGAGUCACAAGACCGACAAAUACUAAACCAUCGCUUAUUAUGCAAACCGUUACAUCGUUCGUGACAACAAACAACGUUGAUGACACACAAUUCGAAGGUGUGAAAAAUAGCGACGGAAUGAUUAAAGUGCCCCUGAUCGCGCCAAAUAGAUCACUGCCAGUGGUGAGAGCUUAACUAUCCAUAGUGAACGUAAAUAUGGUUCUGCCAUCAGAAACGAUAAAUCAGACAACUUGCACAUCCAAAAAUGGAAUAUGUAAUUCAUGUCCCAAUUUUGGAUUUAUGUUGUCUGAUUCAACAACUUUCACACAAAUUUAAAUUUUAAUAAUUGAACAAGCUGUGAGAGACAGUUCAAAAUAAAAAAAAAAUGCUAAUGAUACGAUUAUCUAAAGAAUAUGAAAGUUAUAAUUAUAGUUAAUUAACGAUUAGUUUUGUAAAUAUACAGAGAUAUAGAUUCAAAAUAUAUAAUAUAAAUAUAAGAUUGAUUUGCGCUAACUUGUUAUCUGCAUUUAAAAUUGGAAAUGUCGCUAUUUAAACCAAUAUCACUUUGCAAAACGCGUGAUUGUGCUUAAUUUUUGGCAAAUAAAAAUGAUAAAGAUAUAAUAUGCUUCAACCGUAAAACUGCCCAAAUGACAAUUUGUCCUAUCGCGAUGCAUAAUUACACUCGACUUAAUUAUUUUAUCGUUUGAUAAUUAGUUGUGAAAAUGAUUUAUAAAAUAAAGAAUUAUA
Acromyrmex echinatior (Panamanian leafcutter ant) is the source of this 6013-nucleotide messenger RNA. RefSeq lists its product as uncharacterized. Lineage: Eukaryota; Metazoa; Arthropoda; Insecta; Hymenoptera; Formicidae. The record is from RefSeq and is a predicted model, not a curated record. Gene Ontology annotation, biological process: anatomical structure morphogenesis.